This is a messenger RNA of Mya arenaria, 2900 nucleotides long. Its product is annotated as diisopropyl-fluorophosphatase-like. The coding region runs from base 1 to 933 and encodes 310 amino acids. The record is from RefSeq and is a predicted model, not a curated record. The transcript is spliced from 5 exons. Lineage: Eukaryota; Metazoa; Mollusca; Bivalvia; Myida; Myidae.
AUGGCCAACCCGGAAGUGAUUACCCCACAAUUUACUAAAAUUGUUGAAAAUAUUGCUGGUGCAGAGGGCCCAGUAUUUGACAGGAAUGGAACCUUUUACAUGGUUGCACCGGAAAGAACUGAUGAGUCAAACAAUGCUGCAGGCGAUGUUGUCAAAGUCAAUUUAGAUAACGCAAUGUUGACAGUUAUGUGCAGUCCACGUGAUGGAUGCGAUGGCGGAAUACCUGCUGGGUGUCAGUGUGACCAUGAUAACAACAUCUUGAUAGCUGACAUGAGGCUUGGUAUUCUUCGCAUGGAUUCUGAAGGAAAAUACUCACAGCUUUUCAAGAAGGACAGCACUGAUCGUAUAAUGCAGGGCUGCAAUGACUGUGCAUUUGACUACGAGGGUAACCUAUGGGUGACAGCCCCUGCAGGCAAUAUUGCACCUGCACCAUAUGCCCGCUCCUUCGAGGAGCCAUUUGGAUCAGUGUACUGCCUUACUAAGGACCAAACUUUGAUACGUAUUGAUGGAGACCUGAGAUUUCCCAAUGGUAUCGCCGUCCAGCAUGCAGCUGAUGGCCGUCCCAGCAAGCUGAUUGUGGCAGAGACCCCAACCAAGCUUCUCUGGCAAUAUGACAUUGAGGGGCCUGCCAAAGUUGGCAAGAGAACUGUUUGGGGAAAAUUACCAGGUGACCAUGAGGGUGGUCCUGAUGGGAUGGACUUCGAUGAACAAGGUAACCUGCUGGUAGCCAACUGGGGUGGUGGUCAUCUUGAAGUGUUCUCCUCCAAUGGAGGGGACCCCAAAGCUCGCAUCCAGUGUCCGUUCAGCAAGCCAAGUAAUGUGCACUUCCAGCCUGGAUCCAACACUGUAUAUGUUACUGAACAUCAGUUUCAUGGACUGUGGAGGUUUGAUUGGAAAUGCAAGGGCAUGAAACAAUAUUGUGAAACCAAGUAGACUGUCAUACUUUGGGUUUGAUUAGUUUUUACGAGAGUCCAGACAAUUGUUCACUUUAUACUAGUCAUUAGUCAUGUCUGUGUUUAGGUAAAAUAUUGAUUUAAUAGAUAAUCUGUUUUUGGAUUAGGGAUUUGUAUCAUUAUAAUUAUAUUCAGCAGUCUGUUUUAUGGCUAAUCAAUACAGUAUAUAGUAUGUGGCACAUACUAUGUGCUAUCUAGAUUAACAAACUUCACUUCAGAAUCACAUAAGUGUAAUUGAUUUAGAUAAAUUCAUGUGUCAACCAAAAACUAAAAUGAUGUAUGUAUAUUUAUGAUAAAACAAAAAGCAUUUGAAUUAAAUCAACUCUAUAUUUCUGUUUAAAGUUUAAACAGUACAAAUAAUUUAUUUUAGUUGAACGUAAAUAAUUGUAAUGAAUACACUAUGUUGUAAGUCAAUUAUAUCCAGUAUAAUAUAUAUAUGUAUAAUGCAAGUUCUGAAGUGUUGAGUCUUUCUAAUAGUCAGCAAAUAGAAAGAGUUAAUUACAUAUUUUUGUAUAGAUUUACUAGGAGUAAGAACUCCUAUUCAGAAUUAGUUUGUUUAUGGUAAGCUAGGUAGACUUUCAUUGUUUGGUAAACGUACUGUAGAUGUUAUUUGCUGAAAUUAGUGAAUAUGCAAACUAUUGAAUAUGUUUGAAUAAUGUAUAACAAAAUGUGUAUAGGCACAGAAAUAGUAAAUUUUAGGUUUUUAAUUAUAUAUGGUUAAAUCAAGGUGUUGAAAAUAUUGAUAUAUAAUUACAUGUUUUUAAGCAGUCAAUAAGCUGACACAAGGCUGUUCAGGGACAGAUUUAUGCCGAUGUAUUUACCAUUGAGAACAUUUGGUGUUCUUUUUGCAGAUGUGGUACUCAGACUCGUUUCAUAAUGGCUGAAAAUAGUGAAUGUGCAAACUAUUGAAUAUGUUUGAAUUAUGAGUAAUAAAAUGUGUAUAGACUUAGAUAGGCACACAAAAAGUAAAUUUUAGGUAUUUAAUGAUACAUGGUUAAAUUGAGGGGUUGAAUAUAUUAAUAUAUUUUUACAUGUUUUUAAGCAGGCAGUUACUUAAUUUUUAUUCAAAACUGAAGCUCAGAAUUAGCAGUCUAGAACAUAUGUGUGAAUAUCAAAUUUUAUGUUUCAGUUCUACUUAAUCAAUGUAAAUAUCGCUAAAUAUAGAAUUGCUUUGUCAAGAGUAUCACACAAAGAUUACAAGUAGAGGCAGGUAGAUGUCAUUAGCCAGUAACAAUUUCAUUUUACAGAAAGAAAAUGUCAUUUGUGUAAUGCGCUUGAAGAUGAGUAUCAUUUUGAACCGGAAUGUACUUUUGCUGCUAUUAGUAAAACAUACAUACGCAAGGUUUAUUAUGUAACGCCAAAAGUAAUAAAUUUGUAGAAUUAUUCACCUUUCAAAAUAUUAAUCUAAACAGAAUACUAGCGAUGAAUUUAUUUAAAGCUAUAUAUUGAAAAAAAACAUUAUUACAGAAAAAUAUUAUUAAAUACUAAAGAUAUACUCUACUCGCACUUUAUUUCAUUAUUGUAUUGUAUCAUCAACUUGAAAUUGAUGAAAUUUGUACUUAUGAAAAUUCAUAAUUGGAGGACAGUUGACUUUGAAAUAUCACAUAUUUGUUUUACUGUUUGUGUAUGCACCUGCCUUCGAAAUGAAAAUUGUACUUCUACAAUUAUGAUAUCACAAAAUGUGCCAUUUCAUUGAAUACACUGUGAUAUACAGUUGCUCAAAACUGCCAGAAUUGUCCCAGAGCUUAUACAUGUACAUUUAAUUAUGUUGAUUAUAUUACAUAUGUUGUUACAUCGUUGACAUUAGUAUUAUGAAAAUUAUAUUGUGAUGAACUUUUACAAAUUGUGAUUUACACAAAUUGAAAAUUAUUUGUGAUGUAUUUACCUUAUUUUUACAAGAAUAUGAUUAUACCGAAUGAAUGGUUGAUUAAAUGUAACCAAGAUAAA